Aphanomyces astaci is the source of this 1167-nucleotide messenger RNA. RefSeq lists its product as hypothetical. The transcript has 2 exons. NCBI's taxonomy places the organism in Eukaryota, Oomycota, Saprolegniomycetes, Saprolegniales, Verrucalvaceae. Bases 106 to 1167 code for a protein of 353 amino acids. The record is from RefSeq and is a predicted model, not a curated record.
CAUGAACCAAAUCAAUGUGCAACCUCAUGGUCGUGGCUUCUACCUUGCCACCUCUGUCAUUUUGCGACUUGCUCCUCUCAUUAUCGAAUUCUCUGUCACUGCACGAUGAAAAUCGCUCUCGUCUUGUCUGUCGUGGUUAUGGCCACCCCGGAAAAAAUAUUGCCCGCCGUGCUUCAAUCGCUCGAACAAACAUCCACCAUAUCUGUGGCCGUGUCCAUUACAGAGCCCAAUUCGACCACGCUAGCCGACCUUAUCAACGCGCAAAAGGGCUCUACCCAGACUACCAACGCGUUUGACUGGGCCAAGUGCAACGACCUCACGAGUGAGUCAGUGUUUCUCUGCGACGACAUGACCAAGGAAGAAAUCGACAGUCUUGCGGCGUUGCCCGACGUCCAAGAGAUCACUACUGUCGCAGACACCUCCACUCCUUGCCCUUCCAAAAUCACCCCGAAACCUUCCACAGCCGGGGCUGACCGUACCACCAACGCGGCUGAUACUACCACCACCGCAGCUGACCCUACCAUCACCGGGACUGACCCUACCAUCACCGGGACUGACCCUACCAUCACCGGGACUGACCCUACAACCACCGGGACUGACCCUAUCACCACCACUCCUUGCCCUUCCAACAUCACCCCGAAACCUUCCACAGCCGGGGCUGACCCUGCCACCAACGCGGCUGAUACUACCACCACCGCAGUUGACUCUACCACCAGCGCGGCUGACACCACCACCACCGCAGCUGGCCCUACCACCAACGCGGCUGACCCUACCAACACCACGGCUGCCGCUACGCUUAGCAUGUGUGAGAACCCUGUAGACGACGUGGAUUACUACGGCAACGACAUCGAUUCCACCCGUCGCUCGAACAGCAACGAUUCUGACCCUACCACCACCGCGGCUGACCCUACCAACACCACGGCUGCCGCUACGCUUAGCAUGUGUGAGAACCCUGUAGACGACGUGGAUUACUACGGCAACGACAUCGAUUCCACCCGUCGCUCGAACAGCAACGAUUGUUGCGACGACUGUGUUAAUACCCCUAACUGCGUUGUGUACGUGUGGACCCCUUGGGAGGGCGGCACGUGCUUCUUGAAGCGGAUCGUUGGCGCGCCUAGUCAUUACAAGGACGCUAAGGCCGCCAAGCUCACUCAGCCUUCAGUUUGA